Messenger RNA from Alnus glutinosa, 1481 nucleotides. Its product is annotated as protein NDL1-like. The record is from RefSeq and is a predicted model, not a curated record. The coding region runs from base 176 to 1246 and encodes 356 amino acids. NCBI's taxonomy places the organism in Eukaryota, Viridiplantae, Streptophyta, Magnoliopsida, Fagales, Betulaceae. The transcript has 11 exons.
UGCUAUGUUAAGGGUGUUUCUGUAAUUUUAGACGAACCUCCAAGCUUGGCAACGAAGAUGCAAGAAGUAGAAGAAGCAAGUGAUUGAGAAAGUUUUGCAUUGUGCCGUUGAAACGCUGACUCAGUGAGUUGGCAUUCUGUGUCUGAUAUUUUCUGUGGGAGUAAAGGACUGAGUUAUGGGCGAGUCAAGUGGCUCGGUUUCCAUUGAUAUUGAUAUGAUACCUUUAGGAGGGAAGGAGUGUGUGGUGAAAACAAGCAAAGGUUCAAUCUCUGUGUUUGUAUGUGGGGACCAAGAAAAGCCUGCUUUGAUAACAUACCCAGAUGUUGGUCUCAAUUACAUGUCUUGUUUCCAAGGCCUCUUCUUUUGCCCAGAUGCAGCUUCUUUGCUCCUUCAUAACUUCUGCAUUUACCACAUUGAUGCCCCAGGCCAUGAGUUGUUGCAGGUGGGAGCUGAUUCCAUUUCUUCAGAUGUUCCAUUGCUUAGCGUGGACGAUCUUGCAGACCAGGUAGCCGAAGUGCUUGAUUAUUUCGGGCUGAAAGAGGUUCUGUGCUUAGGUGUAACAGCUGGUGCUUACAUCCUUACUCUCUUUGCAAUGAAAUAUCCAGAGCGGGUGCUUGGGUUAAUUCUCGUAUCUCCUCUUUGUAAAGCACCCUCAUGGACUGAAUGGCUCUACAACAAGGUAUUGUUGAACUUGUUAUACUUUUAUGGUAUGUGUGGUGUAUUGAAGGAAUGCCUCCUCCAGCGUUACUUUAGUAAGGAACUUAGGUGUGGCAUGCAUGGGGCAGAAUCAGACGUAAUACACAGUUUCAGAAGGUUACUGGAUGAAAGGCAAAGUUUGAAUGUCAUGCGUUUCCUUCAAGCUAUUAAUGAGAGGCGUGACCUUACAAAGGGCUUGAAGAAGCUGCAGUGCAAGACACUUAUUUUUGUAGGUGAUAGCAGUGAAUUCCAUGCUGAAUCUGUAUAUAUGAGUGCCAAAAUGGGCAGAAAAAGCUGUGCUCUUGUUGAGGUUCAAGCUUGUGGCUCACUAGUGACAGAAGAGCAUCCAUAUGCUAUGCUAAUUCCUAUUGAAUUCUUCUUGAUGGGGUUGGGUUACUACAGACAACAACAUUUUGCUUCCUCAUCAAGUAAUGGCUCUAACCCAACUAGCCCUUCAAGCCAGUCAUGCAUAGCGCCAGAACUUCUCUCUCCAGAGAGCCUGGGAAUCAAGCUUAAGCCCAUCAAAACCCGAGUAGAUAUUGAAAUUUGAUGCAGAAGGAAAUGACUGUUUGAAGGAAAUGGUGUCUCAGCUUCACACACACACACACACAUAUAUAGCCAUCAUAGAUUUGUAAUUUCUUCUUGAUAGCAUAUUCUUUGAUUCUGUUAAAUUGGGUUAGGAUAUUGGUGAUUAAGAUGAAGUGAAGUUAUGUAAUUUUCGAACUUGAUUGUAGAUAGAAUAGGGGCAUAUAAUAUAGAUGGAAGGUAGAACUAUUAUUCUUUCA